GUAAAAAAAAAAUAGGUUUAUUGCAAGAGGGCCAUUCUCACCAUAAAAGGGAAUCUCACAACUUAUAUACCAAGGGAAAAACAACCCAAGACCACAUUCAAAGUAGAGCAGAGCACACUUCUUGUUGGUCGAAGUCACUUGAUAGACAAGGGGCAGCAGCGGAGCCUGGACUACGGACGCCAAUGAGAAGAGGGGGCGGUGCUGGGUGGUUCCAGGUUUUGAACCUGGGUCAGGCCUCGUGACAUAGCCUGAUUCCAAGUUCUAGACCGUAAUUACUGCCAAAGGUGCCGGAGAGAGCAACUUCGAAGGCUCAGCCCCAGACUGAGCCCUGCACUAACAGUGACUGCCUGUGCUAAAGCAGCCAUUUCCCGAGUUCAGAACUCUAAUGCGUACAGUAAGAGAAGCACAAAAGGCCUUCCAGGAUCAUCACUUGGGCCAACAUUGAACUAUCCUAGAAUUACAACUAUGAAGAACUCACAACCACUCCACAUGGCAUCCUCCUGUGCGAAGAGGGGACGGUUCACUCACACCACCACCACCGCCCCAUCAGAAUAGAAGCAUCCGUGCUGAUCUUGGUAGCGAACUCCUGCCACGUUGAAGAGAUUUCUGAGGACAAUCUGUUCCAUACAUGAAGCAUCACCAACACCCACACAGAUGUGUUCUCCACUGAAUAUUCUGUCUCCGUCUCUAAUCUACCAUCAUUUCACGUGAAGGACCUUCUGGAAUCGGUCACGCACUGACUUUCGCCAUCUCGCUCCACCGUAGCCCUGUGUUGCCUAUGGAUACGCACUCAUUUGUAAGCGAUGCUACUAGGAAGAAUUGAUGUGGCGUCACAGGAGCAUCUGGCAGUUCAGAGCCUGAUGGAAUGCCCUGGAGGCUUCAGGUAUUAGAACUCUCCUUCCGGCAGUUGGUUUCCGAGGGGAGGAAGCUCAGGGGGCUGGCUUUGGCCCUCUCUCCCAUGUGUCCUGUCCCGACAGGGGGAAGAUCUGCGGCUCGUGGAAACUCCUCUAGCUGGUGCGUCAGCUGCAGGGAGAGGAGGAAGUUGGAGGGGUUGAGGUAGAGCUGCUUCAAGAAGAUCAAGUCCUGCUUUUGCUCCUCUGCAGCUCCGGGCUUGACCAGCCUUUAGGCCUUGACUGAAUCGGAUUGUGAGAACUAACCCGAGUAGUUAGGGGGAGGCAGUCCUAACACGAACAAGAGGGAUAUUCAGCAAUGGGAUGAGUUGAGUUAGAAAUGUGAGAACAGAGUCGGUUUGUGCCCAAUGGAAGACGGUGGACUUGGUUGGGUGGACACAGAAACGUCUUAGUUUAGGGACCUUUCCUGCUUACCUUUUAUUGACCUUUAUUAUAUAUAGACAUAAAUAACCGUAAAGAAACCAGGUUGGUGCUUUUUACAACUGACUCCUUGGUUAUGCUUUUCUAAGAAGACAUGCCUUUCUUCCCGGCCAUUCAGCUGUCACAACUGGCCCUUCCAUACAACAACGACAGCAAAGUGAGGGACUUUGGGUACAGUUUAAGGUCCACCCUUACAGUACCAGAGACUGACAAAAGGGUCAUCGAUCUUGUCUUGGAGUUUCCUUUCUACUCAUAUUUCAAGUAAAAUACUGGAUAGACUGAAAAGGUUGAGGAGGGACACCACUGACACCGGGAGAACUCGGGAAAGCUGCAUCCUCCCUACCUUUGCGAUUCCUAAAUGAAGGAUUAGCCAGCAUUUAGGGAUUCACAAAGAUGUCCACUCAGAGACCGUGUGCACCGUCUGUCAACUUCUACCUGGUUUUGUGCUGUCGUAAUCAUACUAGAUCUCAGCACACACUUGUGCUAUGUUUACUGUUCACCACUCACAACUCCAGAACUGGCCUCCCAUAUUGCGAUUUCCCAUCCUGAAAUAUUCUACAGGGAUGACCAAGAGGUCACUUUACCAGCUCUGCACAUUUCAAAAGGGUUGAGUUUUGAGCGUUCUCUGAUAGGGAAAGAACAGUGAUCGCUCACUGCUUAAAACUCUGUUAGGCUUCUUAUAACAAUAGAUGGAAGGCAAUCUCACGACCAAAAUGAGGAAUGGAGAACCUGAGGUACAAAAAGGAAGAGGAAGGAGAUCAAAAACCCGUCCCUAAUGAAAAUAUAGUAAUGUAGCACAAGAGAAACAAUGAACCAGCAGGAGGAUACAAAGAAGAGAUUCAAUCUCUUUGGCCACUCUCCCUUUCAGAAAUAGUCCUAAUUGAAAUCUGGGGUUCUGAGCAGAACAAACCCUGGCAGAGAAGCAUACAAGUUCUGGGCCUUUUGAAGGGAAAGAAAAGGUAAUAAGGAUAACAUAGAUUGAUUUAUUGAGUCAGACAAAAACUGACUAUUUGAAGAAAAUAUCCAUCUCAGUACAAAAGAAUUUGGCAGCAGAGGAAAUUGAAUAAAAAUAUCCUGAAAAAAAGUAAAAGCAUCACAACAAAUGUUCAAGCCCCCCUGAAACUCCAGUGGAACGAAUGCCAGCAGCACUUAAAAAUGUCGGAAGAAUAAAUCAAGAAAUAAAGGAAAAUAUUUUUAAAAGGGUAGAAAUUAGAGAUCAGGAAGUCUAACCAGACUAGUUUACAACAAAGGACAGAGACCCCCAAAAUGGCAGUAGGUUAUUUGAAAAGGAUAAUAAUUUGAAUGUAAAAAUAUGAAAUCAGAAGGAAAAAGAAUGGAAUGAAAAAGAAUGGAAAGAUUGUCCUUUUCUACUGACUACUUCUCUACCACCUACACAUGCACAUACAUACAUACACAUGGACACUUAUCUCCCCUAUUCUCAAAAAUCUUCACUUGAUCUGUCCAUCACCACUAAUUUCCAGGCACAAUUUUCUUAUAUUAUUUCUUUCAUCAUGAUUUAGGAUUUUCCACUUUUUAUGUUCUGGGGAGCUUGUAAUCAUUUGUAUAGACACAUUCUGUCUUUGAAAUAAAUGCUUUGCUUGACAAGAAAGCGCGCUUCCUUUUAAAUAUUAUUGUUUUCUUCUUCUUUUCUUCUAGACUGACCUUCACUUCUAGGUAUUUGUAUCCCCCAAUCAUUUAUCCUUUCUUUUUCUUUGAAGAGACUUGCCAUUGUAGAUUCAAAUUUUUCUAUUGUGCCAAUUAUUUCUGCUGUGCAAGCCAUAAAUUCUGCUUUCACAAUUGUUAUUUCUCUUUUUAACUAUUCAAGAACAUCCUGAGGUGGUCCCAUUCUUUCUUAGCAAUCCACAGGGUCAUCUACUUCCUCAGGUGUUGUUUUCCUUUGUCUUGUAUACUUAUUAGAAUAUGUCUGACUUCUUUUCUCCUGAUAUCCAAGCAAAUUUCCUAUCAAUUAAUAUCUUCUCUGUUGGUUUAUCUGCUUAUGAUCAAGGUCUUUAAUUGAAUGUUCUUCUAGGGAGCUUUGGUAAUUUUAGGCUUUUUCCUUUCAUUUCUCUCCACUCACUUUGAUUCCCUCUUCUUGGAGAGCAGCUUCCUUCUAUUUCUAACUCUACCUCAAAGCUCUUUCAGCUGCUUCUCAUGCUAUAUAGGUCAUAAUUGGCUAGCCUAGGUUUCUGCCCCAAGCAGAGGCACAAAAUUAGGGUAAGAGAACUGGCCUCAGUUGGAUGCUCCUUUCUCUCAGACCCAAAAGCUCUGUAGUUAUUUUAAAUAGAAUAUCCCUAUUGCUUCCUGGUGGCUUUUGUUCAUUAAAAUAAAAAUUGAUUUAGGUAAAUUUAUUAAAUUUUGUAAUUUUGCUGGUUAUUGCCUCAUUUAAUUUUAGUUGACUCUUUAAGUUUCAUAUCCUCUGCAAAGAGUGAUAAUUUUGUUUUUUCUCCUUAUCCUUAAGCUUGACUUGUAUUUCUAGCACUAUUUCAAAUAGUAGUGACACUGGAUCUUUUCUUUACUCAUAAUAUUGAAUAAGAGUAUAAAUUAUUCCUAUUAGAUGUGCUUUUUUUAGUUCUGAGUUUUAGAUUUAUUAUGUAUUUACAUGGUUUUUUAGCAUUUAAAAAUAAUAGUUCUUGCAUUUUUUCAAACUCUUUUUCUGCAUCCAGUGAUAUAAUUGAGUUUUCUCCUUUUUAUUGGUAUGAUGGUUUCAAUUGUUAAUACUUUUCUCCAUAUUGAACCAAUCCUUCAUUCUUGAUAUAAAUUCAAACUAGAAAUAGUACAUAAUAUAUAUGUGUUUGGUUUCUGUCAUUUAAAAAAAGAUUUGAAGUUUUUUGCAUCAAUGUUCAUUAUGGAUAGUGAUCUACAGUUUUCUUUCUCUGUUUUUACUCUCCUUGCUUUACAUAUACUACUAUAUUUGUUUUUACAUACCAAUAGUAAAGCUAUCCACUAUUACCUUCCAUUCUCCCAAAGACACUCUCCUUUAGCAAAUAUACUCCAUACACAAGUACAUACACAUCACACACAAAAUCUGUCCAUAUAUUUAUAUAUAUAUAUUUCUUGGCAUAUAUACGUCUAUCUCUAGAGAUAGAUAUACCACAUUAAGGCAUAUACGCAAACAUGUAUGCUAUACACAUAUCUAUAUUAUGCAUUUGUUUUGUUUUAUAUUCAUUUUAAAUUUUGAAAUCCAAAUUCUUUUCCUCCCGCACUUAUUGAGAGGGCAAUAUGAUAUCCAUUAUAUAUGUAAAGUCAUACAAAACAUAUUUCAACAUCAGCUAUACUAUAAUAAAAGUUAAGAAAACUAACAAAAUUGAAAAAAUGGCAUCAAUUUGCACUAAUAAUCCAUCCGUUUUCUCUCUGGGGUAGACGGAAUUUUUCAUUAGGGGUCCUUUGGAAUUUUCUUGGAUCAUUGUAUUAAUCAUAGUUGUCUGGCAUUUUGACAUUUUUAUUACUGUACAUGUUAUCUUUGUUCUUACUUCACUUUGUAUCAAUUGUCUUUGCAGUUUUUUUCUGAAACCAUCCCCCUUUCUCACUUCUUAUAGGCACAGUAUUUUGCCACCAUCAUAUGCACAAGCUUGUUCCACAAUCCAUCAACUGAUGGGCAUCCCCUCAAUUUCCAAUGUUUUUGUAUCACAAGAAGAGUUGCUAUAAAUAUUUGUUUUACACAUGGGUUCUUUUCCUCUUUCUUUGGUAUCUUUGGGAUAUGGACAUAAUUAGUGGUAUUGCUAGGACAAAGGGUCACAGUUUAAUUGCCCUUUGGUUAUGGUUCCAGAAUACAACACCAACAGUACAUUAGUGCAUUUACUUUCCUGCAUCUCCCCAGGCAUUUGCCAUUUUCAUUUUAAUUUGUUAGUUAAUAUGACAGAUGUGGUGUUUACAUUUGCAUUUCUCUAAUCAAUAAUGAUUUUUUCAUAUGGUUGAUCACUUCAAUUUCUGCUUCGAAAAAGAAGUUCAUAUCCUUUGAUCAUUUAUCAGUUGGGGAGGAGUUCUUAUUUUCAUAAAUUGGAUCAGGUCCCAUACAUCAGAGAAUCUUGAUGUCAAAAUUCCCCUAGUUUCCUUCUAAUUUAAGCUACAUUGGUUUUGUUUCUGCAAAAAAACCUUUUAAUUUAAUGCAACCAGCGUUUAUCUACUUUACCUCCUUUAUCCCUGCUAUCUUCUUUUGUGGUGAAUAUUGACAGUUCUGACAAUUCAUUUUUUCCCCACCAUUCCCUAAUUUUCUUCAGUUAUUUUCAUUUAUUCCUUCUGUCUUGGAGUCAAUACUGUGUAUUGGCUCCAAGGCAGAAGAGUGGUCAGGGCUAGGCCAUGGGAGUUAAGUGACUUGCCCAGGGUCACACAGCUGGGAAGUGUCUGAGGCCAGAUUUGAACCCAGGACCUCCCGUCUGUAGGCCUGACUCUCCAUCCAUUGAGCCACCCAGCUGUCCUCUUCAUUUAUUUGUAUGUGUUGUGUACUAAUUUAUUUCACUAACCAAUCACUUGAUUCCUUAUCCAGUACGGCACUAUUUGAAAAUUGCUAUUUUGUAGAAUCGUUGGAAAUCCAGUAUUGCCAGAUCACUUUGCUUAAGGUUUGUGUGUUUGCUUUUACAUAGUCUCUUGUUCUUGACAUUUGGUCUUCCAGAUGAAUUCUAGCUGUCUAAAGUCGCCCUUUGGCAGCUUGAGAAGCCGUUCAGUGCCUCCUCAUUCGCAGUAAAGCAAUCGAGGCAGCGGGUCGUUUUGCUUAGCUCGGCCCAGCGUGACCUCGACCCCUUUUUGGAUACUUUUGGUAACUGUGUCCCCUUGUGUGGGGCAAAGAGCCGCUCAAUUUCCUCCUAUGCCGUCCUGUCGGGGUGCUUUUCUCGUACAGAAGUGCUGCUGACACGGAGAUUUUCUCGGGUUCUCCACGAACGUCAGGCAUCCACGGGGCCGCCCUGUUCUGCGCGGGUCCAGCCUAGAGAGAAGCUGGGCUCAGCCCAGCCCGAUUUCUGCCGUCGCCCCAAUUUGAGGGCCUCCUGAGAAUCGUGGACACGCUAAGAGGCUCCUGCAAGUCGUGGCUGAGCCGCCCAGUUCUGAAUUUAGCCUGGCUCAGACGACCGAUUCGUUUCUCGAGGUGUCCUCGGAGAAAAAGAGCUUUUUGCCGGGUACGCAAACUGGCUUCUCGCAGCCUCGGGACACUCACUACCGGCUCUAGCGAAGUUCCAGUCACGGCGGUCACCAGAAUUUCCGACAACCUCGGCAGGUCCGGCUGAAGCAGUGCAAUCUGGGAAACAUUCUUCCGCGGCCAAAUCUCAGGCUGGGGAAGGUAACCCUACACCGAGCCUUCAGAACGAGUGUGCAGCGAGAGGAAGUGACGUCACAACGGCGGCCGGCCUUUCCUGGGGGGAGGCUGAAUAACCCGGAACAGACCCGGGGGACCGAGGCGCCGGAGCGUCCUUGGGGCGGUUGGGGCCAGAGGGGCGGGGCCUGGGCUUGUAAACAGACAGCAUGGCGGUGGCUGGCGGUCUAGGAGUCCUCCAGGGAUGCCGCGUCCGCUUGCUGGCUGCCUAUUUUGCCCGGUUGGGUCCGGGGCUAGUGACAAGGGGGUCGGGGCAGCGCCUGUGGCGAACAUCUGAGCGUCGCUGCUGGCCUUCUGUGAGUGCGGGGUCAGGCCUCAGCAGGAGUUACGGUUCGGAAGCCAAAGGCGACGAGGAGCUGAGAGUCCGCUACCUGGAGGAGGAGAACAAAGGAAUUGUGGUGCUUGGAAUAAACCGAUCUUAUGCCAAAAAUUCUCUCAGUAAAAAUCUUAUAAAAAUGCUAUCAAAAGCCGUGGAUGCUUUGAAAUCUGAUAAGAAAGUGCGGACUAUUAUAGUCAGGAGUGAAGUCCCUGGGAUAUUCUGUGCUGGCGCUGAUCUGAAGGAAAGAGCCCAGAUGAGUCUGAGCGAAGUGAGCUCCUUCGUCUCCAAAGCCAGGACCCUGAUGAAUGAAAUGGCGAACCUUCCGGUGCCGACGAUUGCAGCAAUAGACGGAACCGCGUUAGGUGGCGGCCUCGAAUUGGCUUUGGCGUGUGACAUAAUAGUAGCAGCCUCUUCUGCUAAAAUGGGCUUGGUUGAGACAAAAUUGGCCAUCAUUCCUGGUGCAGGAGGAACACAAAGAUUACCUCGUGCCAUUGGCAUGGCUCUAGCAAAGGAAAUGAUCUUCUCUGCUCGUGUAUUAAAUGGCCAGGAAGCGAAGUCAAUAGGCUUGAUCAGCCAUGUUUUAGAACAAAAUGAAGCAGGAGAUGCUGCCUACAGAAAGGCAUUAGCCUUAGCAAGAGAAUUUUUACCUCAGGGGCCCGUAGCCAUGCGAGUGGCAAAACUAGCCAUCAAUCAAGGCAUGGAGGUGGAUUUAGUCACAGGUUUAGCAAUCGAAGAAGCCUGUUAUGCUCAGACUAUCCCAACCAAAGACAGACUUGAAGGUCUUCGGGCUUUUAAAGAGAAGCGGCCCCCUCGGUACAAAGGCGAGUAGCCGGUUCCGAAGCCUCCUCCUCCCAGGGGAUCCCCGCCUCUCAGAGUGCGUUCUGGUGCCCGGCGCCUCCAGGCAAUUGGACUUCCGCGCACCGAAGUGCAAGCAAGCUCUUCCUACCACGCAUCAAGCCUCUGAAAUGUGCUCCACCGUCGCCGCGGCGCCGUCCCGUCCAUCCUAGUUUAGGGAGCUGCUCCAUGUGCUGGCGCCGACCCAGGCUUUUUCAGUUCCAUGUGUUAGACUUUCAAAUGUGAACACUUCCUCUAGACCCAGCCCAGAGGUAACAUUCAGUCUAUGUGUUGCAGUGCUUCGAAGAGGAAAAAAAGCUAGUUUUGCAAUACCAAAAAGGUGCGGCAUAAAAGUAAGAUUUGAGAGGGCUUUCGAGGAAAUUCAGUCUGCCAGUGUAGACGGAUCACACGUGCAUUUAGCUAGGAAGAAGGAAAUGAAAAGAUAAUCUGCAAGUUGUAAAAUACAAAUAAAGUCAGUGAAACGAA
This is a messenger RNA of Monodelphis domestica (gray short-tailed opossum), 8272 nucleotides long. RefSeq names its product AU RNA binding methylglutaconyl-CoA hydratase (gene AUH). Gene Ontology annotation, biological process: fatty acid beta-oxidation. Lineage: Eukaryota; Metazoa; Chordata; Mammalia; Didelphimorphia; Didelphidae. The record is from RefSeq and is a predicted model, not a curated record. Gene Ontology annotation, molecular function: enoyl-CoA hydratase activity. Gene Ontology annotation, cellular component: mitochondrion.